AUGACCAUCCCGCUGUCGCUUUUCGGACCAAACGAUUUAAUGCCAGAAAGAAGACUCGAUUUUGAGAUGCAGAGAUGUAUUGACGCUAUCUCACCGUCGUGCAAGUAUUAUCUUCGACAUUUAUGCAAACGACACCGUGAGACUUUCGUUUCUGGUCAACUUGGCCAGCCGUCUAUCCCAUGCCCAAGCACUGUAUCCCACGGUAGCUCCAGUAUGGAUAUCGAUGAGACGAUCUCUUUUGAAGUCAAGUCGGAAGCCAGCCUUCAACUACAAAUAAUUGAGCCGCCAAGCUCGGCAGGAAGCGAGUCCAAGUAUACCGACAAACUUCAAGCCGUCGAGUUAUCCAGAAUCGAUAAACACAACAUAGACGUCACGGAACAAACCAAAUGUUUGGCGCGUGAUGGAAACGGGGAGCCUAAUGUGGUUUUGGAGUUCCGGGGGAUGCCUCAAACCAAAUACUGGUUUGGCCAACAGAUUGGUAUCUUCAACACCCGCACAGGACAUGAUCUAAAAGAGUGGUUUGAUGAGAUCGAUCAGUUCCAUACAUCUGGAGAUCCGCCACCAAAGGCCCGCGAUGGGAUGAGAAUUCGGGCCACUAUAAGUGAUGGAGCACCUCUCUGUUCAGGAAAGCUCAUCAUUAUACGAAUGCAAACUGGGGAGGCCUCUCGCUUCAAGGACAUGAUUGACAUGCAAUGGGGUUCUAUACUAGUUGCAGCCUUAAGCGGUGCUGCCGGAACUUCACAGCUGCUUUCUGAUUCGAAUUCCGAUGACAAAGUGAUGCAGUGGAUCCAGAACCAGGCAAAAUUCGCUGAAGAACAUGAGUUAGUCUCUUGA
Fusarium tjaetaba is the source of this 834-nucleotide messenger RNA. RefSeq lists its product as uncharacterized. Lineage: Eukaryota; Fungi; Ascomycota; Sordariomycetes; Hypocreales; Nectriaceae. Bases 1 to 834 code for a protein of 277 amino acids. The transcript has 3 exons. The record is from RefSeq and is a predicted model, not a curated record.